Molecule: messenger RNA, 6081 nt
Organism: Sceloporus undulatus (fence lizard)
Lineage: Eukaryota; Metazoa; Chordata; Lepidosauria; Squamata; Phrynosomatidae
Gene: ELK1
Product: ETS transcription factor ELK1
Exons: 7
Coding region: 445-1713 (422 amino acids)
Biological process (GO): cell differentiation; regulation of transcription by RNA polymerase II
Cellular component (GO): nucleus
Molecular function (GO): DNA-binding transcription factor activity, RNA polymerase II-specific; sequence-specific DNA binding
Source: RefSeq, a predicted model, not a curated record
CUUCCUUCCUUCCCCUCUCUCUCUCCCUUCCUCCCUUCCUUCCCCCCACAGAGCCACCCACGCUGAGCCAAGAGAGAGACACAGAGAAAGAGAGAGGCUGCAAAGAAGGGUCCUGCUGAGGAAGGAAGGGCCAAGGAAGGAGGGCCAAGGAGAGCCCUCUCUCUUCCACCCCCCCCCACAAGACAGAAGAGGAAGACUUCACCCCCCAACCACCCCCCAGGACUGAGGACUGGGCCCCCCUGCUGGUGACCCUGACCCUGGCAGGGACAGAGCUGGGGGUCCCUGCCCACCCCAUGGAGCCCCCUGGGUCUGGCUCUGGGGCUGCUGCUGCCAUGCUGACAGGGUAUUUGGAACAACUCCCCUAUCCAAAAUUAAGAGGGAGCCUCUGGCCUGAAUCCAAUUGGUUUGUCCAAACUAGAGGAGAUCCAUUGAAGCAAUUGUUGAAUGGAGAGUCAACAUAUAGUCAUGGAUCCCUCAGUCACUCUGUGGCAGUUCCUGCUGCAGUUGUUGGAGCAGCAAAGCAAUGGGCAUCUCAUCUCAUGGACCUCCAACGAUGGGGAGUUCAAGUUGAUUGAUGCAGAAGAGGUUGCACGGUUGUGGGGACUGAGAAAGAACAAAACCAAUAUGAACUAUGACAAGCUGAGUCGGGCCCUGCGCUACUAUUAUGACAAGAAUAUUAUCCGUAAAGUCAGUGGGCAGAAGUUUGUCUACAAGUUUGUCUCUUACCCAGAACUCUCCAGCAUGGAAGGUGUGAAGGAAGAGGGAGCAACCAAGAGGCCUGAACAGAUCCAGAGUGAAACCAAAGUGGGUGAUGGAGCCUUUGGACCAUCCAAAGCCCCACGUGGAGGUGCAGGCACCCCACGCAGCAGUCGGAAUGAAUAUAUGCGCUCUGGGCUCUAUUCCACAUUCACCAUCCAGUCGCUGCAGGCUCCUUCACCUGCUGGGCGAGCCUCUCGCCAUGAGACUGAGCUCUUGCCUGCGGUGCCAGCCCCAACUGCCCCCACAGAACCACCAACCCCUUCCUUGGCUCCUGUGGAGGAUCUGCCACAGUUGCACAUCAGCAUUGAGGAAGCAGAGGAAUCUCCAGACUCCCUCCAGGUCAUAGUUGAGCCCACCCCACUGGAGACGGCUACCCUUGAUGAGAAGGUGCUGGUGAAGGUUGAGGAGAACCUUGACCUUGAAGAAGAGGCGGCUGCUCUGCUGGUUCUCAUGGAUGCUGGAGUCAAGGAGGAGACCUUACCUUCUGAGAAGGUCUCCCUGGAGAAGGUCACCGUGGAGCCUGAGGUGUCCCUAGAGGAAGGGGAAGGGGUGCUGAAGGAGGAAGCUCAGUCCCCAAGCCCAGUGGCCGUGUCUCUCGAGGGACAACCCCAGAAGGGCAAGAAACCCAAAGUCCUGGAGCUCCCUUCACUGCCGACCCCAGAGAAAGUGAAUGCAGCUGUGAACAGCCUUCUGGCUCCUGGGGGAACAGGGAGUACCUUGACUCCGACCACGGUUAUUUCAACUCACGCACUGACACCUGUUCUCCUCACACCAAAUUCCUUGCCACCCACUAUCCAUUUCUGGAGCACCCUGAGCCCCAUUGCCCCACGAAGUCCAGCCAAGCUCUCUUUCCAGUUUCCCAGCAAUUCUAGCUCACAAGUGCACAUUCCCUCGCUCAGCGUGGAUGGACUUUCCACCCCCGUAGUCCUGUCUCCUGGCCCCCAGAAGCCAUAACAUUUCCUCUUUCCACCAUGAUCUCCAGUCAAAAUGCUGGCUGGAGAUACCUUCCAAACACUUGGGAUUACUUACCUGGCUGGACUGCUACAUGUCCUUUUGUUGACUGGUGGAGCCCUUGGCUGAGUCAUGGAGGGUUCACUUGAAGGAUGAACAUGACAUAGCCAGCAGAUUCAUCCAACUAACCUUGGAUAUACCAGGAUUCUCCUUUGAAGCCAAAUGGUGUCUCCUUCAAGCUAAGAAGCUGAGGUGUUGCAUUUGCCUCCUUGUGAAAUGUUUUGUGUGGUCCUCAGAUAAGGGCAAAAAGGAAAUAACCUCCUUUAUUUGAUCUCGCCUCUGAUUAAGGGUUGUCCAUAUUUACCUUUGAUAUGGCAAUAUGGGCUCAUUCUGGAGUUCUGUCUUAGCGUCCAGUCUGAUAACGGAGAUGUGUUUGGGGGAUGGCUCAAUAGCAAGAAGGCCACCCCUCUCCUCCCACAGUCCAAGACAACUUGCUUAUCUCAUUUUAUCCCAUCCUUCUCUCCCUGCUGUUUGAUUUUGAGCUAGAGAGUCUGUACUGUAGACCUUGCCAGCCAUGUUCAUUUGGGCUGGACGUUGGAGGCAGAAUCAGCAUUGGCCAUAUAUGUUGUGACUGUGUGGCCACAUCAGCCAUGGAUGGGCAGUGAUCAUUUUGUAAGCAGUCUUUGCUUUGAGUGGGUAGGUGGGCUAUGAAGUUUCAGCCAUGUUUGUUUUUUUGGCUGGAUGGGAGUAACAAUGUCAGUGUUAGCCACAUCUCUUGUGGCUGAACAAAGAGGAAGCACUGUUGAUCAAGUGUCUUCAGACUCUUUGAAAGAAAGAGUGUUGGCCUCAAUCAUGAUUUGAUUUGGCUUGGAGAAAAAUAGGAUGUGUUUGUUGUACAAUACUGUAGGAGGAAGUGGUGCCAGUCAUGGCCAGUUUUUCUAGAUGAGGUGGCAAUGUCAGCCAUGGUUGUUUUGGUUAAACAAUGCUGACCAUAGUUACUGAGGAGGAUACUUCUAGAACUUAUUUUUGUCAUGUCAGAUGCUCCAUUUGAUAUCAAGACUACAGCUGAGGAAGUCUUGGUCAUCCUCCCUUCUCCCCCACUGAUGCACUUCCUGAAGGUCAACGGUCACCAGUUCGUCAAUGUGGAAACCAGCAAAUGAAAGUCCGCUAUUGAUUUCAAGGGGAACUUUCUCUCUUUGCAAAUAGGUUUCCGUAAUUUAUUUCCAGACGACCAAAGGCCACCACAGAAAAUGGCCGUGGGGAAGUCUUAACCCUUCCUACUUUUGACUGUUUUCAUAUAAUUUCAUUCCUGCAUUAUUGGCAAGAUGUCCGAUAUUAGCCAUCUUAUGAGGGAAUUUUACUUGUUGAUUGGCCACGUAGGAUGUCACAACAUCUCAUACCUCUUCAGUUUCUUCCAGCUCUUGAGUCACCCUGGAAGCAGCAAUCACAAAUCCUCACCUUAUAUCCUCUUUUUCUGCAACCAAAAAAAGGAGGCAGUAGGGAGGGAUUUUCUGCAGAAACAGUGGAAGUUUGGCCCUUUUCUUCAGCUCCUCACUUCCUUCCAGAUGCAUUAUAAGGGAACUUGUACCAAAGGGCUGUGCCUCUUUAUGAGGUGGGUCUGUUGUAACUCAGAUCCACAGAUGAUGAGGAUUUAAUGACUUAUUGAUUGUGAGGUUUGUGGGGUUUUCCCAUAAAUUUUUGUUAGUGAUACAAAUGAGAUGCCAUUUCAGAAUUAUCUUAUGAUUCAUAAUCAGAAUUCCCAGCGCCUUCUAUUUUUUCACAGAGUAUAUCUAUAUAUGUACCAUGGUUUUAUCUAUUAUUGAGAGAGUCAUACUGAGAGGAAAGUAGACUGCUUUAGAGCUAUAUUUAUCUUUUUAUCUGUCCGUUUUUGAUAUCUAUUUUUUAAACUGGGGUUGGGUGGUGGUGGGAGAAUGGGUGUUCUUUUAAAGCAAGAUGGCAAAGGGAAGAGCUUGGCUCCCCAGUUGUGCAUUUGUGUCUGUUUUUAAGUUGAAAGAAAACUUUAGACACAUGGUGCAGAGCAGUAGUUUUCAAAAAGUGCCCAGCAAGAAGUUCAGUCAUGGUGAGCAGGCUCCUCUGUGAGAGAAUCUGCCCACCAUUAAUGCUUUCCCCCUUGUAUCUGCAGCUACAGGGAAGCCUUGGGUGUGUUCUAGAUCUAGAACAGUGGCUCCCAUCCUGGUAUCCUCCAGAUGUGUUGGACUGCCACACCAAUCUUUCCCAGACAGCAUGGCCAACAUGCCCCAGAAUUCCCUCUGAAACUCUUCAGGGACUCUGCGGUAGAUGCUCAGUUAUUUCUUAUAGACAAAAACCACCUUGUGGGUAGCAGGGAGGUAUGGGCAAGGUGCAGGUAGGGAGUUUACUCCCUUCCAUAUGGCCCUUUUGCUUUUAUAUGAUCCUGCCCCUUUUUCUACAUGAUUGGUGGAGAUCAUACUUUUAAAUGUAUGGAACGUAUGCUUUUGUGUCUAGUUUGGCCCUGAUUUGUUUAUACCCAGUUGCAGAUUUCGAAGUCAUGAGCUUCAACAGGCUUAAUUUCUUCAGCUUUUUUGUAGCUGAUGUGUCAGAAUCCACUCUCACAACCCUAUUGAGCAAAGCCAGUGGAUGUAGCUUUGUGUUCCAGCAAGAGAGUGGAGGAUGGGUAACCGAUUCAAGAUUUGGCCUGACUGCAUAUUAGAUGGCAGACUUGGGGCUGGCUUUGAAAAUAAGCCAUUUUAACCAGAAUGAUAUGAUUGAUUUUAUUCAUCCCUUUGUGUAGCAUUUAAUACUCAUAAUGAUUAAACUUUUUGCACUUCCAUAUUGCCUCCAAUGUGGAGACAUCUUAAGUGCUUUACGAGGGGUGGUUUACAGAUUUAUUUAAUAAAUUAAGGCACUUUGUGUAAACAGCAAUCUGCAAAUCAAUCAGGUACAAACCAUGAGUGUUACUAUGGACAAAAUCGUGUGUAAAUCAUAUGUGAUUUGUGUAUAAAGUAAGCUGUGCUUUAAAGCAAACUGUGAGUACACCAUGCAUAAGCCAUGAGUAUAUAAUAGAAACUAUGUGUGGGGAACAGUAAUACAUUGUGUGGAUGAGUAGAACAGUGUACACACUGCUGCUUCUGUGGAAGCCCUUUAGCAGAGUAUAUGCCAGUGAACUAAAUGAACCAUAGCAAGAUUUUGUGUAACCCACUAGUACAUCAUGAAUAAGUAUUUGUAAACAAUGAACUUAAAAUGUUAAUUUCAUAGUAACCUGUGGUUUCACUUUAGCCAUCCUCCAUGCAAACCACAGGGAAGCCAUGAGUAAACAAUCAGUAAAAUGCAAAUAUUGUUGUAUGUAAACUGUAAGUGAAGUAUGGUUACACUUUGGAGUACACCAUAUGCAAACGAUGCGUAGGUCACUUAAGCCAUGAUUGACCUGUGACGGUCAAGCCAUGUGGAAGCCUACGCAAUGCUUAAACCAUUUGAGCUUGGUUUUCUCAAAUUAGGGGCUCUCUACAGUGAGCCUCUCUCUUUUUCUCAUGGAGGUGCCAUUGGGCUUGUCCCAGUUUUAUUGAGAGCACCCAGUGGAGUAGCUUUACAAACUCUUUUGUCUAGGAUGAAGGCCCUCUUUGGAACUCUCCAUCCUGAAGCUCUGUCUUCAGGGUUAAUUGCUUGAAAGUCCCUGGGGGACUUGGGAGAGCAAGGUAGUGGCUCUGUAGUCCUAUGCUCCUUUUUAUUGUUACUGUUAUUGUUUUAAAUUCUCCCUUCAACUUGUGCAGAUUUCAAAUACGUUUGUGCUAGAGUAAAAAUCAAUCAAUCAAACAUUUUGUAGCCAUAUAUUAUUGCUGACCCAUGUGACAAAAGGGUUCCUCACAUGGUAGCAUGUUCAAGGAGUAAUUGCAAAAAGACUAUAGCAAAUAAUAGUGCAGGAAAUAAGAUACAUAUCAUUACUAGAUGCCUUUCCCACAUUCCUCUACUUGCAAGUUGAAAGCAGCCCUGUGGUAUCAAGGGAGUGGAAUUCCUGAAUCUCUUCUGAGAGCCUGACUCCGCAGGGAGUAAAAACCCCUAAUGUCAGUAGGCUUCCUUCAGGGAAAUGGGCUAUUGGUGUGUCCUGAGCUACUAAGUCUGAUUCCUUUCAUCUCCAAUCUUAAUGAAAACCAGGAUUAACUGUAUUGUUUGUACAUUUCUCAAUCCAGGAAAAUACAGUGCUCUCAUUCAAAUAUAAUACAAUAAACCUCAACUCUUCUCCAUCUCGGUCAACCGUGGGUCUAAAGAUCCCACACCUCUUGCCAGUGGCAUCACUAAGAGCCCUGGUGGCGCAGUGGUUAAAUGCCUGUACUGCAGCUACUCACUCUCAAACCACAAAUUUGUGAGUUCAAUACCAGUCCAGGGGCUCAAGCUCGA